Pseudovirgaria hyperparasitica is the source of this 1548-nucleotide messenger RNA. RefSeq names its product carboxylic acid transport protein. The record is from RefSeq and is a predicted model, not a curated record. The transcript is spliced from 6 exons. Gene Ontology annotation, molecular function: carboxylic acid transmembrane transporter activity. Gene Ontology annotation, biological process: carboxylic acid transport; transmembrane transport. Lineage: Eukaryota; Fungi; Ascomycota; Dothideomycetes; Acrospermales; Acrospermaceae. The coding region runs from base 1 to 1548 and encodes 515 amino acids. Gene Ontology annotation, cellular component: plasma membrane.
AUGGCUACACAAAAUGAGCCUGCGGACCCCAUUGUCCGUGGCACAUUGGCUACGGCGAAACAAUCAUUCAGAGACCUCUUUGUCUGGAAGCAGCGAGUGGUUGUUACGAAUGAGUUCGGCGAAACAUACACAGAAUGGCAGUCGCCCGAACCACUCAAGAAUCCAUUUACCAUGUUCGCUCAGCUGAGCUUCAAGGAUUGGCUCUUCUUCCUCGUUGGACUCUUCUCCUGGACUGCCGAUGCGUUCGAUUUCCACUCGUUGUCAAUUCAAACGACCAAGCUGGCGAAGUACUAUGGCAAGACUAAUACUGACAUCACGACGGCUAUUACUCUUACGCUUCUGCUCCGUUCAGUCGGUGCUGCAUUUUUCGGACUUGCAGGUGACAAAUUCGGUCGUAAAUGGCCGAUGGUCAUCAACAUGAUCAUCCUGGGUAUCCUUCAGGUUGCAACCAUCUAUUGUGGCACCUUUAGCCAGUUCCUCGCAAUCCGAUCACUGUUUGGAUUGUUCAUGGGCGGUGUUUAUGGCAACGCAAUCGCCAUGGCUCUUGAGAAUUGCCCAACCCAAGCUCGUGGAUUGAUGAGUGGAAUCCUCCAACAGGGAUAUUCGUUCGGAUAUGUCCUUGCCGCAUGUGCCAAUCUGGCUGUUGGCGGCGAAACCAACUCUUGGAAGACCGUAUUCUGGGCUGGUGCAGGGCUUAGUAUCGGCAUGGGUCUCGUUCGUGCUUUGUUCCCAGAAUCGAAACAAUUCAUCGAAGCAAGAAAGGCCGGCAAGAAGGCUGUUGCUCCUGGUGCUUUCUGGUUGGAGACGAAGCAGAUGCUCAAGCAAGAGUGGCGCAUGGUCGUAUACUGCAUCAUAUUGAUGACGUGGUUCAACUACUACUCUCACACCUCUCAAGACUCGUACACUACAUUCAUGAAAGAUAGCAAAGAGCUCUCGAAUGGUCCCGCUAGCCGAGCCAGCAUCAUCAUGAAGACCGGUGCUUGCGUCGGUGGCACGAUCAUCGGCUAUGUGUCUCAAUGGUUCGGUCGCAGGCGAGCCAUCAUUGUGGCUGCUCUCAUGUCAUGUUUGAUGAUACCCGCCUGGGUGCUACCAGAAGGCGAGCGCAGCCUUUCCGCCAGCGGCUUCUUCAUGCAAUUCUUCGUGCAAGGCGCCUGGGGUGUGAUUCCAAUUCACUUGAAUGAGCUUUCUCCGCCAAGCUUCCGUUCCAGUUUCCCUGGUAUCACAUACCAGCUCGGUAACAUGAUCAGCUCGCCCAGCGCGCAAAUUGUCAACGCUAUCGCUGAGAGGAGAAGUCUGUUCGUUACAAGCACGAGCGGUGACAAAGUACCUGCCUAUGGUCCUACAAUGGCAAUCGCAACAGCUAUCAUCGCUAUUGGAAUUGCUGUCACCACAGCGCUUGGUCCCGAGAGGAAGGGCCGUAGCUUCGAAAACGCACUGCCGAUUGGUGCGGCACACCAGACAAAGGACAUUGAGGAGGGAGACUUGUCUCGCCAAGGUAGCUCUUCGGACGAGAAGGUUCGCAGCGAGAAGAUCGAGGUCAAGGCCUGA